Acytostelium subglobosum LB1 is the source of this 546-nucleotide messenger RNA. RefSeq lists its product as hypothetical. The transcript has a single exon. Lineage: Eukaryota; Evosea; Eumycetozoa; Acytosteliales; Acytosteliaceae. The record is from RefSeq and is a predicted model, not a curated record. The annotation marks the transcript as partial.
AUGGUAAACUUAUUAAUUACAAUUCGUAACAAUAACAAUCAAAUUAAGACUACUAGGUCGUCUUUAAAAUGUAAGAAUAGAUCACUUGCAAAGAGAUCUUUGUUGUUGUUGAAGAAGAUGAAUCAGUUUAACUCAUCAUCCUCUUUACUUCAAAAGAAUAAUUGCAAAAGCAGCAGCAAUUACAAUGCAAGAGAUAGAGUUCGCAAAAGCAUUAGAGGAGGUCGUGACAUAAGAGAGGUAAGAUUCUCUAGAUCACACACAACUACUACUACUUCUGGAGCAGAAUCUACUUCUACAUUCAAUGAGCGUGCUCAAUCAUUCGGAGUCGUACCAGUGGUGCACCAGUUGCCCGGUUUGAACCACGACGAGUGUCCAAAGACACCAUUCAACUCGACGUCAUAUCUUAUCGAUCUAAUUCAACAGAGAGAUAUGCAUUCGUUGGAUGUGGUCGGUUGUGGUGGUGAUAAGUCCACCCAUGCAGCAGACGAGGCUUACAAUGUCUUUGGUUCAAUGUUUGGCCUGAUCAGCCAGCAUAGCUGCGCAGUU